UCAUUUAUUACUUUUACACAUACCGGUAGGAUAGUUAGAAACAGAAACAUGAAGUUACUUGGUAUUUUUGCCUGUUUGGUUGCCGUGGCGAUGGGGAGUGAUGUCAUAGAACUCACAGACAACGAUUUCAAAAAUAAGAUUGGAACUUAUGACAUCGCACUUGUUGAAUUUUUUGCACCAUGGUGUGGGCAUUGCAAAAGACUUGCACCCGAAUAUGAGAAAGCUUCAACUGCACUUAAGUCAGAUAAGUCCAGCGCUGUUUUGAUCAAGGUUGACUGCACGGCUAAUACAGGGACAUGCGGAGAGUACGGUGUAUCUGGAUACCCCACGCUCAAAAUUUUCCAAGGAGGGAAAAUGGCUUCCGAUUACAGUGGGCCAAGGGAGGCAGGAUGUUUUUGCUGGCCCUGAUGGAAAACUUGGACGAACUUCUGUAGUCAAACAUAAGAUUAAAACGUCAACAUCUGAAACAAUUAAAGUUCCACCUCGACGUAUGGGAUGGGCGAAGAGAGAAAUUGCAGAGAAACAAGUACAGAGCAUGCUUGAUCAAGGUGUAAUAGAACUGAGUGAAAGUCCCUACAAUUCAACUAUUGUUCUCGUUCCUAAGAAGGACGGAAGUUCUCGUUUUUGUAUAGACUUUAGACAUUUGAAUCUUGUAACAAUCAAAGACGCCUACAGUUUGCCAAGAAUUGAUGAUUGAUUGCAAGUGUGUAUUUUGUAAAUAUUAUGCUGUAUAUUUGCCAUACUUUCAGUAAUUUUGCUAAUACCUGCUGAUUGACACAUUGUGUUUUCUACGAGUUAAUACCUUUCUUCGGGAAUGUUUUUAUUUUUGAGAGUAAAUUUUUUGUGAAUUUUCUCUAAACAAAUGGGGGGUAUUGGGGCGGGGCUGGAAUUGUCCUAUUUAUUAUUGUUUUGUAUUUUAUUUAUAUUUCGUGUCUAGUUAUUGCAUAUGCAUUGGUGUGUGGAGUCUGAGCCUUAAUUUGCCCGACAGUUGGUUUCAGUUACUCGACUCCAACCACCACUGCGUAUGUGAACUGUGCUGCGAAUUCGCAGUGUCAUACUCUUCUUGCUUCUGCUGUCGCUGGAUGAGAAUCGUAUUUUGUCGCUCUUAUUUUAUCUGCUUUAAGCGUGGAUUUUACACCAUUUUAUAAAGUCUCUUCGUUUGCAUUGUGAACUUCGAAUCUAUUUGUGUGUCUUUGCAGCACACUGGAUCUUCUGAACUAAUUAUUACAGUAUUAUUAGACUGUAUUAGUGGCGAGCACCUACCGGUAUACCGGUUGAAUCGUACUGUGCAAUAUAGCGUCUGAUUGGCUGCUCUCCUUAACCAGUGUGCGCGCGCAUUAUUACUAAUGCCACGCCUCCAAUGUCGGUGAUUACUACCGACAUUUGUCGGUGAAUCAGUUUACCGACCUCAUUUUUUACCCCUUAAAUGACGGUAAAAUUUACCGAACAUUUCUAAGAGUGCACGGAAUGUACGUAUGGAUCGCUUUGUUAUUAUAUUGUUGUCGAUCGUGUCAAUUUCUUUUUCUUCUCCUUGUUGUGAAAAAAUCGCUUUUUUACCCAUUCGCUUUGAAAUUUUUGUGUGCGAUCACGUUAUUACAUUUAAAAAUUACG
Messenger RNA from Styela clava, 1611 nucleotides. Its product is annotated as protein disulfide-isomerase A3-like. Gene Ontology annotation, molecular function: protein-disulfide reductase activity; protein disulfide isomerase activity. NCBI's taxonomy places the organism in Eukaryota, Metazoa, Chordata, Ascidiacea, Stolidobranchia, Styelidae. The record is from RefSeq and is a predicted model, not a curated record. Gene Ontology annotation, biological process: response to endoplasmic reticulum stress. Gene Ontology annotation, cellular component: endoplasmic reticulum lumen.